AUGUGCACCACCAUCCUGCUCCUCGGCACGCUGGUCAUGAUGCUGCGGCGCCGCUUCUUCAACAAAGUCGAACCGAGCGAGGAAAGCCGUGCAGGUGCGGGAGAAGGUGUCAGGGCUGCAGGACUGGUUUAUGACUCGGCCACUGUGUCCUUGCUGCUAGGAGCAAGCAAAACCUUGAGGGAGGAGCCUGGGCAGACCUCGUACCUGACCGCCAUUGUCACCACCAUCAUCACCACCAUCAUCAUCAAAGUGUGGCCGGUGCUGCCGAUUGCUGUGUUCAAAGUCACCUUCAUGGGCUGUGCUGAGGCUUGGCCAGAGCUGGUUUGA
Molecule: messenger RNA, 327 nt
Organism: Charadrius vociferus (killdeer)
Lineage: Eukaryota; Metazoa; Chordata; Aves; Charadriiformes; Charadriidae
Gene: PRCD
Product: progressive rod-cone degeneration
Exons: 4
Coding region: 1-327 (108 amino acids)
Cellular component (GO): photoreceptor outer segment membrane
Source: RefSeq, a predicted model, not a curated record